CGAUUCACACUAAAGAGGUAAAAUCUGCUUUUUCUACUAUCACAGAUUCUUCUUCUACUCAACUUCCUUUGUCUUCUAAGAGAAAUGUCUAGCGGCGACUCAACGAUGAACACGGCCAGGGAGAUCGCCGGUGACAAGGUUGAUUCGAAGGAUGUUGAGGCAACAACAACAAAAGGAGAUAUCGAGUCCCAGAUUCUCGCGGCUAUGCAGUCCCGAGUAACCUACCUCAGAGAUAAAGCAGACAGCCUCACCUGUGAGAGUGUGCGGAGGUUGCUGGAGGAGGAUCUGAAAUUGGAGAAACAUGCUUUGGAUGUGCAUAAGAGCUUUGUUAAACAACAUUUGGUUCAGUGCUUAGAAGGUGCUGAGAAUGAUGAUACUUCAGAAAAUUCUCAAGAAACUGAGAAGAAAGAUGAUGUAACUCCAUUGAAAGAGGCAGCAAAGUUAUCGGAAGAGCACAAGGUGAAAAAAGAUGUCAAGGCAGAUAUGACUGGUGAUGAUGACAAAACAGAAGAUUCUCCUGUGAUGGGACUUCUGACAGAUGACAACACGUCCAAAUCUAUAGCUGAGCAAACAAAAGAUGAGGAGAGCAAAGAGGUCCUUCAGAGUGACAUAAAGAAAGCCCUUCGUAAAAGGUCUUCUUAUAUUAACGCUAAUUCUGAGAAAAUUACAAUGGGUUUACUUCGUCGACUUUUGGAGCAAGAUCUUAAAUUAGAAAAGUAUUCUCUUGACCCCUACAAGAAAUUCAUUAAUGAAGAAUUAGAUGAAGUACUACAAGCUCUUGAAACUACAAAACCUAUAAGUAAGGCUAUGGCUCCGAAGAAAACUACAAAACGUAUGACUAAGGAUAUGGCUCGGAAGACAACUGUAACCAGGAAUGUCAAGAGUACACCAGCUAAAAAUUCAGACAAUGAAGAAAUGUCUGAUUCAGAUGGUGAAGACGAGGAGGAGGACAUGGAAGUAGCUGUGAAAAAGAAGACGGCUGAGAAAAGAAAGUCAUCAAAGUCAGAGGGAACCGGAAAGAGGAAACGUGAAAAGGAGAAAGUUUCAUCUCUGAAGAAGACAAAACAAACAGAUUCACAGAGCGACAGUGAUGCAGGAGAAAAGGCAUCAUCUUCAGAAAAAUCUGUGAAGAAACAGGAAACUCCAACGACUGGCUACGGCAGGCGUGUUGAGCAUCUUAAAUCUAUCAUAAAAUCUUGUGGAAUGAGUAUUUCUCCAUCGGUUUACAGGAAAGCCAAGCANGUUGGUUUAGUUAUUUUGGUAUGA
Molecule: messenger RNA, 1266 nt
Organism: Camelina sativa (false flax)
Lineage: Eukaryota; Viridiplantae; Streptophyta; Magnoliopsida; Brassicales; Brassicaceae
Source: RefSeq, a predicted model, not a curated record